Candidozyma haemuli is the source of this 432-nucleotide messenger RNA. Its product is annotated as ribosome biosynthesis protein. The record is from RefSeq and is a predicted model, not a curated record. The coding region runs from base 1 to 432 and encodes 143 amino acids. Lineage: Eukaryota; Fungi; Ascomycota; Pichiomycetes; Serinales; Metschnikowiaceae. The transcript has a single exon.
AUGACUGAUAUCACGCUAGAUGGCGUUUUGGAUCUCGAAGAAAAGUACUAUGAAGAGGGAUAUAGUGAGGGACAGGAAAGGUCUGUCAAAGAUAACCAUUUAGAAGGCAAGGCAUAUGGCUUACAGACUGGGUUCCAGAGAUUUUUGGUGGUCGGGUACAUCCAGGGCCUCAUCGAGCUCUGGGAAACGAACGAAUCUACGUCAGUCCAGAACCAUUUGUCGCAACUUAAGGAACUCAUAAAAGGUAUUCCCUUCACUAACGGAGACAAAGAAGUGGAGCAGUAUGAGCUGGCUAUAGGAAAGGCCAGAAAUAAGGUGAGAGUCCUAGGCACGAUUACUAAGACUUCUGAGAAGGUGGCCAAGCUAGACAACUUGUUGAAAGAAGUCGGUGGAUCACUCCAAGUGUCAGAAAAUGUCGAUGAAAUGUGGUGA